Punica granatum (pomegranate) is the source of this 3044-nucleotide messenger RNA. The record is from RefSeq and is a predicted model, not a curated record. NCBI's taxonomy places the organism in Eukaryota, Viridiplantae, Streptophyta, Magnoliopsida, Myrtales, Lythraceae.
AUGGGGGACAAGUCUGAAGUCUUGGAAGCAGUGCUGAAGGAAGCUGUGGAUUUGGAAAACAUACCCAUCGAGGAAGUUUUGGAGAAUCUGAGAUGUAGCAGGGAGGGUCUGACAACUGAAGCUGCUGAGGAGAGGCUCAACAUCUUUGGGCACAACAAGCUUGAGGAGAAGAAGGAGAGCAAAUUCUUGAAGUUCUUGGGGUUUAUGUGGAACCCUCUCUCAUGGGUCAUGGAGGCUGCUGCUAUAAUGGCCAUUGCUCUAGCUAAUGGAGGAGGAAAGCCCCCUGAUUGGCAAGACUUUGUUGGUAUUAUCACGCUGCUUCUCAUCAACUCCACCAUUAGCUUUAUUGAGGAAAACAAUGCGGGUAAUGCCGCAGCUGCUCUCAUGGCCCGUCUCGCUCCUAAAGCCAAGGUUCUUCGUGAUGGGAGGUGGAAUGAGCAAGAUGCUGCUAUUCUGGUUCCUGGUGAUAUAAUAAGUAUCAAACUUGGUGAUAUUAUUCCCGCUGAUGCUCGUCUUCUCGAUGGAGAUCCACUGAAAAUUGACCAGUCUGCUCUUACUGGUGAGUCUCUCCCCGUUACCAAAGGCCCUGGAGAUGGUGUUUACUCAGGUUCGACCUGUAAACAAGGAGAAAUCGAAGCGGUUGUUAUUGCCACUGGAGUCCAUACUUUCUUUGGGAAGGCUGCGCACCUUGUUGAUACCACCAACCAAGUGGGCCACUUCCAGAAGGUCUUGACAGCGAUUGGGAACUUCUGCAUAUGUUCUAUUGCUGUGGGAAUGGUAAUAGAGAUUAUAGUGAUGUACCCGAUCCAAGACAGGGAGUAUCGUCCUGGAAUUGAUAACCUUCUUGUGCUGCUCAUUGGAGGAAUCCCGAUUGCCAUGCCCACGGUCUUGUCGGUCACGAUGGCUAUUGGCUCACACAGAUUGGCUCAGCAGGGAGCUAUCACAAAGAGAAUGACUGCUAUUGAAGAGAUGGCAGGCAUGGAUGUUCUUUGCAGCGACAAGACUGGGACACUUACCCUGAAUAAGCUGACUGUUGACAAGAAUCUGAUUGAGGUUUUCGCCAAAGGAGUGGACCCAGACACGGUGGUUCUAAUGGCAGCCCGAGCAUCGAGAACGGAAAACCAAGAUGCCAUUGAUGCUGCUAUAGUAGGGAUGCUGGCUGAUCCGAAGGAGGCUCGGGCAGGUAUUCAAGAAGUUCACUUCCUUCCAUUCAAUCCUACUGAUAAGAGAACUGCAUUGACUUACAUUGAUGGUCAAGGGAAGAUGCAUAGAGUGAGCAAAGGUGCACCUGAACAGAUCCUAAACCUUGCACACAACAAGUCCGAGAUUGAGCGCAGAGUGCAUGCUGUAAUUGAUAAAUUUGCUGAGCGUGGGUUAAGAUCUCUUGCUGUCGCAUAUCAGGAAGUUCCUGAAGGAAGGAAAGAAAGUCCUGGAGGUCCAUGGCAGUUCAUUGGCCUCAUGCCCCUUUUUGACCCACCGAGGCAUGACAGUGCAGAGACUAUAAGGAGAGCUUUGAAUCUCGGUGUGAACGUUAAAAUGAUUACUGGGGAUCAACUGGCGAUAGGAAAGGAAACUGGACGCAGAUUGGGAAUGGGAACCAACAUGUAUCCCUCUUCUGCUUUACUGGGACAGGACAAGGACGAGUCAAUUGCUGCACUACCGAUUGAUGAGUUGAUUGAGAAGGCAGAUGGCUUUGCUGGCGUCUUCCCUGAGCACAAGUAUGAGAUCGUGAAACGGCUGCAAGCAAGGAAACACAUAUGUGGAAUGACUGGAGAUGGAGUUAACGAUGCUCCCGCUCUUAAGAAGGCCGACAUUGGAAUUGCUGUAGCUGAUGCAACUGAUGCAGCUCGUAGUGCUUCUGAUAUUGUGCUAACAGAACCUGGCCUUAGUGUCAUCAUCAGUGCUGUUCUUACCAGUCGCGCGAUUUUCCAGAGAAUGAAGAAUUACACUAUUUAUGCUGUUUCCAUCACGAUCCGUAUUGUGCUCGGUUUCAUGUUGCUUGCCCUGAUAUGGAAGUUCGACUUCCCACCUUUUAUGGUGCUGAUCAUAGCUAUCCUUAAUGACGGAACUAUUAUGACAAUUUCAAAGGAUCGGGUCAAACCGUCUCCUUUACCGGACAGCUGGAAGCUAGCAGAAAUCUUUACCACUGGCAUUGUUCUUGGGAGUUACCUAGCAAUGAUGACUGUCAUAUUCUUCUGGGCUGCGUACAAAACAGAUUUCUUCCCAAGAAUAUUUGGAGUGCCCACUCUGGAGAAGACAGCUCAUGAUGACUUCAGAAAGCUUGCCUCUGCGAUAUACCUGCAAGUUAGUACGAUUAGUCAGGCCCUUAUUUUUGUGACUCGGUCUCGUGGUUGGUCUUAUGUGGAGCGUCCUGGGUUGCUGCUCGUGGCGGCUUUUUUGAUCGCUCAACUGGUUGCGACCCUUAUCGCUGUUUAUGCCAAUUGGGCCUUCUCCGCAAUUGAAGGAAUUGGGUGGGGAUGGGCUGGUGUCAUAUGGCUUUAUAACAUCAUCUUCUACAUUCCUCUCGAUAUCAUAAAGUUCAUCAUCCGUUACGCCUUGAGUGGAAGGGCUUGGGAUCUUGUUAUCGAGCAAAGGAUUGCAUUUACGAGACAAAAGGACUUCGGGAAGGAACAGCGUGAGCUUCAAUGGGCGCAUGCACAGAGGACUCUUCACGGGUUGCAGCCUCCCGACACGAAGAUGUUCACUGAGCGAAACCGCUUCACAGAGCUCAAUCACAUUGCGGAAGAAGCUAAGAGGAGAGCUGAAAUUGCCAGGUUGAGAGAGCUUCACACACUGAAAGGUCAUGUGGAGUCAGUGGUGAGACUGAAGGGCUUGGAUAUUGAGACGAUUCAGCAGGCUUACACCGUCUGAUCCAAAAAGAAAAUCUCUCCUCUACUCUGUUGUCUUCUCUCUCCUACCCUUGCAUAGAACUGCUGAGAGUAAUGACAUUUUGUACUUGGCUUGUGGUAAAAGAACAACUAAUACAUCGAUUUCUCUCUUAUGUUAAUUAUCAAAUCGAGAAAAUCCAAGUUGAUGCUCUUCUA